UCUAUAAUUUAUGCACGUGCACCUGGUGUGGAGUAAUUGAUUGGAAUCACGAAGCAGAAAACAAGCAUUAAACUACACCACUUAAUUAUUCUGGUAUCAUCUACAGACAGAAAACAACGGAGAACAUUUAUCCCUCACCAAGAGAGCAAAUUUUAGCCAAAAGAGAACAGAAGCUACCUGUCGUUUUCUGAAUUACACUAAGAGUAGAACAAUACACGACAUCACCAGAAGAAGAAGAAUAUUAGGGCUCGCAGUUAAAUUGAACUAUCAACAGUAUAAAAGAUGACGAGUACUUUGGACCUACUGUCUACUAAUCCGAAACAUGUCCUCACAGUCAAUGACAGAUCCCACUUCGCCGACCUCAAGGAGGGGUCCAUGGUGCCCGGUUACCGUGGUUACAUUCCAAAAUACAAGUUUCACGAAGGCUACACUUAUGGACAGGGAACACACGAAAUGUACAAGAUCCGGUUGGAUGACCUGGCGAAGGAUGGCCUGAAGCACACGGGAUCUCUGCUACCUCCGGUGGGUGGCAUCACCAGACUGCAGAGGAGUGUCACUCUACCCCCCGCGGAUGGAGUGAACAAAUUAACAGAAGACAUGAAGCCAGGAUACACAGGCUACGUGCCUCGUCGGCCAUUCAUCUUCGGCGGCACCUACAGGAGCGAGUGCGACGACUGCGUGGAGGAGUUCCUGGGGACGAAAGGGGAGAAGACAGCAGAAAAGGAGAGACUGGAGGCGGUGGUGAAGUCCUACCCCAAACUGCACCCAAUCACCCGGCCGGAACUGGUGGUGAAGAAACUGAACCACCUCAAAGACCACAAAGAGGGCGCACCGGCCAUUGCAGAGGACAAACGGACUGGAACUGAGGCACCAAUCCCGGGCUACACUGGCUUCGUGCCCCGCACACAUGUGACCGAGACUGGCUUGGGUGGCAGGUACCACGUGACUAGUGAGAAGGGAUUCAGAGACUUCUUCAAGAACUCGAUGAGUCAUGCGUCCACACUCGGGCUGCCGAUCGACAAGAAGAGUCUGUUGCCUGGGGAGAAUGAAGUUUUGAGGAUGGGGGUGACAGGAGAGGACAUGGACAGGAGACUCUACCACCAGACUGGCAUGCUCCCCAAGUACACCGGAUACCUGCCACAUGGACCAUACGCUUUUGGAAAGACUUACGGAAACAUGAGUAGGAGUCUAUCAGUAUGUGGACACGAUUUCCCCACCUACGGGAUGCAUAAGGCCAACGAGAGACGCAACAAACCCACCAUCAAAAGUGCCAGACAGUAAACGAAGUAUGACAAAAGUCAUGACGUCAUCACUAUCACCCACCGACGUCUGAGAACCCUUUGAAGUCCGUACCGUAUCUUAGCAACCCAAGAUACACUUCAAAAAAUUAAGAAAACGUGAAAUUAGUUAUUUGUCUAUACAACCUGUGAUCUUUAAUACCAGAGUAAAGAACCACUAAGCUGUAAUAUUGUACCAAUUGAGAAUGAUUAACUGA
This is a messenger RNA of Symsagittifera roscoffensis, 1495 nucleotides long. RefSeq names its product ciliary microtubule inner protein 2B-like. The transcript has 8 exons. Bases 283 to 1281 code for a protein of 332 amino acids. NCBI's taxonomy places the organism in Eukaryota, Metazoa, Xenacoelomorpha, Acoela, Convolutidae. The record is from RefSeq and is a predicted model, not a curated record.